ACUAGCGCCCCGGGCUUUUGUGUUAUGGCGUUUUUGCUCAAAUACUAUACAUUUUCGGCAAAGAUCCGCACUUUAUCCGAGUUUCAAGUUCGGCUAUCCACUAACCAGCAGCCGCCAAGCAAUGCAGAAAUCAUCACAACACUUCGCUACUUUCACCAAACUCUCAUAGGGUUCCUGAAAGAUUUUCCGCAAGGGCAAACACAAUUUUGUGAGAAAUUCUCGUCGGAUCCAGCACGAUGGAAUCUCUAUCCGAAUCUCAACUACUCGGGGCUUUUCUAUGCCAUUGUGAAUCUACUCGAAGUGUUUCCGCUUAUCACUACAGGACAAACCGCCAUUGGGGAAGCUAUACUGGAUACUCUGAAAGCACUGAUGAUGUUUUUGGACCGAGAUUCCUUGGAACAAUUGCCGCUUCUUCUGGCCACUCACAUCGGCGUGCUUCCAUCGGAAUUGGAUAAACAGAUCGUUCACUUGCUUGCUGACGUCAUUCUACCGUUCUCAAUCGCAGAGGAUACAUACAUCAAGCUUUCUGUACCCGGAAUACUUAUGCUAGUUCUACAGCAACCGCAUGAUCCCAGCCUUCACACUUGGAUUAUGGAAGGGGCCAUGAGUUGCACUCCGGACAUCUAUGAAGAUUUGGUUCAGGUGAUUGCUAGAGGCACUUCCGAGUCUCGAGUGGCUGCAGCUAACCUACUCUUACACUACUGGCCCUUCCCCAAUCCGAACAUCAUACACAGGAAAACUAUACAGUACAAGGUGCACGCAUGGCAAAGGAUUACUUGCCAAUCAACGACUUGCACUGAAAAAGGACCAAGUGUGAAGUCAUGCUACGAUCCAGUAAUUUGUGCCGACGUAGCUGAUACUUCGCCACCGGUGUUUCUUUGUCGAAAAUGUGCCGACAAUGUCAUCGCCGAGCGUAAGGCACCUAUGAAAAAUCUCACACAACCAAUGCAAGCGAGCAGUGUGACCUGCCAGAAUAAAGAUUGCCAAUCACAGUCGCGUUUGGCUAUGGCCAUAUGCUUCUCGCAUGAUUGCACAAGGGCACACAACUUCGUUCCAAUGCGACUAUGCCAGGAAUGCUUCAACGCGCUGCAUGCAAAUUCCGAAACUCCACACUUAGUGCACAAGGGAUCGGGAUGUGUUUGGGGACAGCAUGUAAUGUGGGUGACCGUGGAAGCAAUAGUGAAAUUGCUGAGGGAAACCGCUCAAUUUGAAGGGACAGAAGGAGAGGGAAAACGACCUAAAUGGCUUCGUCAACUGGAAGGUGGUCAUUCACUUGGCAAAGAAAUCGACACUAUGGCUGACGAACGCAGAAUGCUGAGCAGAUUUGGAGUGUGGAUGAUGGCAGCUCUCUGCCCUCCAAAUCAAAACGCAGAUUUGCAAGGCAUCUCCUACAUAAUGUACAACGUAUUUGAAUGGUUCGCCACCACAGCUUUGCUACCGAAUGACAGCAUGGGUGCAAGUUUAGAGCAACUGAAGACUGAUUUCGUCUGCGACUGGAUUAACAUGGCCAUAAGAAUCCAUUACGAUGUUUUCAUCUCAGCGCUCAUACCAGAUCCUGAACAAGAGGGAAGAUGGUUCGAGCAGUGCAAGGAGGGGCUUGGAAGGCUGCUUGCUCUAAUGCCGUAUGAUGUCAUUUCACUGGAAACGUGGAGCCGAGUGAUGUCUGAAUGGCUGCAGCUCAUCUACGCGAAAUGCAACGAAGAGCAACAACUCGACCUGAAAAUCCUGCUUUGCAAGAUUUUCGAGCCAGAUUUGUGCCCACUACCGUUUGAGACUGUGAUGGUUUUUGACUUCAUUAGUCGCCGUCUAGGAGGAAAUGACUACGUCGAGCUGUUCAACGCGCUGCAAUGGCUGCAUCUGCUCUCACGUCUGGAAAUCUCCAUUCCACUUGAUUUACUAUUAGAGAACUUCGGCACAGCUUUGAAAGGGCUUCCGGCAAUGGAAAUUCCACAGCUGGGGCAGAAUGACUUGGAAGAGGACGACGUCUCCAUACACAUUGUCAUCAUUGACAUACUGGUGCUUCAGCUCCGUCUCAACGAAAUCGCUGUUCACGAACAAUCAUCGCUGACGGAGAAGCUCUUCGAGUGUGUUUCGCUACUGCUCAGCGUCCCUCUUCGUACGACUCCGCACGAAUGCAAAAAUCCCGAACUCGAUGGCUUCGCAGACUGUUCGGCUUGCCAGCAGGCAGCUUUUCUACACCAGAUGGUCAUGAACAUGACCGAAAAUGUCUCGCCCAAACAGGAAAUGGCUAUUCAGGCUACUGAAGACGAUUUUGUCGAAAGUUAUGACGUGACAUCAUCAGGUACUUCCCACCCCAGUGCUGCCCUCUCCCCACAAACCGCGCCUGGCAGCAGUAAAGGAGUCUCUCCAGCAACUUCAACAGCUCCGCCAUUGUUUUCUGAGGACGGUCUUCGCUUCCAAACGGCCACUGAAGAGCACACUGGAGAUGAUGAGUUUGUUGGCAUUCUGCCAAGCGAAGAGUUCGAGGUGGCCAUGGCCGAGGCUACAACACUAACAGAAACGGAUGUAGGCCGAGAAACGUGCCAAGUGGUUACAAACACCUUAGUCGACGGGAUUAAGGGCCCAACUGCUUCACCCUCCACACCGCAAGCGCCAAAGGUUCCCGCUGAUGACUUCUACCAAACGUCCGUGGGAAAAUUCCGCUUUUCGAUCGACCAGCUUCCUUCACAACUGAAGAUGAUACAUUCACUUCUGGAAAACCUGGAGAUUGCUGAAGAUCCGGAUGUGGAAAACUUCAUUAUGCAUACUCUGAAACUCCUUUGUCUACAUUGUGGAUCUCUGAGCAAUGCUAGAAGGGAACAUCGCGGAUUCCUGAUUUGGAUUCAGGAAAGCAAGAUGGUUCCCAAACUGUGGGCCAGGCUUCGAUCAGAUUUUGUCCAAGUCGGAGAGCUGGCUUCUCUUCUCCUUCUUCACUGCAUUUCAUUUCCUUCUGGAGAAGAGGCAUUUUGGCGUGUUAUCAAUAAAGAUUUCGCCAAUCCGGAUUGGAAAGUUCGCUUUGAUUCAGUGGGGAAAGCGUACGUGAUGGCGCAUGUGAUCAAAUGGGCACCAGUAAAAAGUAACAAGGUCGUUCAAACUGCUCUCUCAGCCCUUUUCUACCAUUUUGUUACAUCUCUACAUGAUCCGAACCCUACAGUAGCUCAGAGAGCUAUAAUCGCUCUGAGGGCAUUGCCAACACAGACACUCAAGAUGAUGUGUUUCUGUUUCGAAUCGCAGUUCGAUUCGUGCAUACUGGAUCGUCCACUAAUCAUCAACGCCAUCCGAGUGCUGACUACACAAAUGCCUGAUGAGACCAUGUUGACGUUCGACUUUUUCAUACAGCGAUUCGAAACUCUUGUUUUGGAAAGCCAACUCAGCAAUCAAAGCGAAGAAACUGUUUUUGUGCAAGACUUGAUGCAUACGGAUCCAAUGAGCGAGAUUUACCAGAGGAAAGUCAACAAGGCCAGAAAGGCCAUCGAAGAGGCCGCUACAGCAAAGUCAAUCGUGAAAUAUCUGCGCGAAUACAAAGCGCUCAAACAUCAACUUUCUUAUCAACCAACAGAUCCGCCAGCAGAUCCGGGUACGCUGUCCCCUUCCGUCACUUCGCCGACCUACUCUGCCGGCCCAUAUGGUCGACUGCGAGAAUUUACGGAUGAAGAGAGUAACCUCUGCUUACUAUUUAAUCGGGUCGUCGACAUGGAGAACCCAGAGAGGCACACAGUUUACCUUGUGAUCUCCUUAUUUGUUUCCUUCUUAAGCAAUAAGAACUCUACACCCACGGACGAGAAGGCAAACGCGAAAAAGCAGUCACUGCUAUUCCGCCAUUUUAACACUCUACUCGGCUACAGUAAUACAGAAAAAUGCUUCACUAUUCCGCCAGCAAGAUUGAGGAAAUCGGUUGUCAGCAACGCGUUCCUAAGUGGUUUACCCGAGAUUUUGGACUGCAAUCUUUGCAUAGGAAAUCAACUUCUUCCUACCGUGGUCCAGCUUCUUCUCCAUUUGCCCUCACCUCAGAAAUUGGCAAGUGAUCAGCACCAAAGCAACUAUUCGCUCAAGCUGCUCUCACAACACUCUCGUCAUCUAUGGCUAAACUCGCUGAUUCUAAUACUGUACAAGUAUCGAUUUGACCAAGCUCCAAUCAACGAUGGUGUUAUGCGUUUAAUCAACAUUGUUACGAAAACAUUGCAAGCGCAAGCCCAUGUCUGCUGUGAAACAGAUCAACCGACUGAUAUAGCUACUUGGGAAGAUAUCAGUGAUGAGGAAUCUGACGAAUCGCCUAGGGGCCUAAUCAGACCAGAAAGUCUUACUGUCACCACGAUUCAGGAGAAUGAAGGAGAGAUGACACUUCACCCAACAAUUGUUGAGCCACGCCCCAUGCGCAAACGCAGUGAGGCUGUCAGACGUAAGGAACCACGCAAACAACGAAAGUCCAGCGCUCCGGUCGAACUGCGCUGCGAUCACUGCAACGAAUGUUUGACAUCGUUUGAUGAAGAAACAAUUUCUCUUUGCCUUAUUGCCGCUGAGACGUUCUUACAUCGUGAACCGGUCAUGGCUGCACCCAUUCUUUUCUCUCUUUUGCAUACUGUAACUCGGUUGAUUGACCAUCCCAUAUAUCCGUGGCACGACACCGAAAUGUUUGUGCCAGGAAAUUGUCGCAGUGUAGCAAAACAGAUGUUGAGAGUUACCUUGCACCAGCUCUCCUCCUCCGGCAUAUGUCUGCAGCUCUUUGACACCCCGUUGUCUCGAAAAGAUGCUUUCUGGAAAGUAGUAUCACUCUCGCUGGCAGACUUCCAGGAGCUCUCUCCAGUCUACUUCAUCCAACUGUUAUUCGAGGAUCUCGCUGAGAAUUGGCUACCCCAGCUUACAACUACUAUGAGGAACUUAGCUGCAUAUGUUGUCGAAGUUCCAUGCGAUGCUUACAUCACCCAUUGGAGCACAACUGUCACUCACAUGGAAACCUUCUUUAGGAGAUAUCAUACCCAGAUCUCAGCUGAGGGUGCACCAAAGCCGACGAAGUCCGAAGUGGAGAGCGGAAUCAUAGUCAUGAGUCAUGUGCUGAAAGUGCAGAACUUCAGCGCAUUCAAGUCUGCUGUGUCACUGGUAGACUCAUUCUGCAAAUGGUUAGCUGAGGCUCUCCAUAACUGCCCAGUCAAGCUGGAGAGUCUUCUUACAGUAUGCACCGCUUGCAAUCGAGCCAUGAUCAGAGAGAGAGAUAAGCAGAGCAUUUCACGUGCUGUGGUAGCUGAGCUAAUCCAAGCAAUCAAAUUCAAGUGCCCAAUGCACGAAGCGAACUUUAUGACGAUUGCCAAUCUGAUACUCCAAGAUGCUGGCGAGGACAUCGAAAUGAACUUGGCGGAUGAUCAGUUCAACACCGCCGCUUCUGAAGCUGUUCGACCAUUCCUCUUCGAAAUCCUGGAUUUCAUCGCUGAUUUGCAUGUUUUGGCAAAAUUGAAGAAAGAAACGAAUUCCGACUACAUCGGUGGAGAUUUGAAAGUGAAGCUGGCUGAGGCAAUAGCCGUAGAGAUGAGCCGAUCGAAUACUCGCGACUGCAGAACAGUUAUUAGAUUCAUUCCUUGGUUAAUGAGCCCACCCAGUGUCACCCAGGCUGCUCCGGGUGCAUUCGCUGACUCCGUAACCAAUGUUCGGGUACUCUCUUGGCUACUGCUUGGGGCUCUACACGCCAACCAUGGUUGUCUUCCAGUUCCGAUCGAAUGCAGUCAACAUAUGGCUGAUUACAUUCACUUUGUUCUAGCUGGAUUUGCUGAUCAGUCAAAGCAAUCGGUGGUCCAUAUGUCAGCACUAUUCCAUGCUUUCCAUCUUUGCCAACUGUGGACCGUCUAUUGCGAGAGAGCAGCCGUCUUCAGUUCAACCACUGCGUUCCCACAUCUUCUGGAUUUUUGGGCGAGAGUUACCCCCGCUAUCCUCCAGCUACUUAGCCAUUCUAAAGUGCUCGCUGAUAUGGUGAAUCUCCAUUUCCUGAACACGAUACAAGCUCUACAGCAAGUGAACUCUGCUCUUCUGUGUCAGCUGUACCCUAUGUGGGCGCCGAUUCUCACUGCUUACCACAGUCAAAUUCCCAAUCAGUUGAGGAUCAAGCUCGACUCGUGCGAGAAUCAGCCCUCGUUGGCACCACCACCUCUCUCGGACUGGUUGAAAAAAGUUCGUUACAAGAUUUCGCAAGUGGAGCUACAAACUUCGGCUGCAUCUCCAUACUACAACGUGCUGAUACUUGGCGAUCUCCAGUCUCUACGCAUCAUGGACAUAAUUAUUGACAGUUUUGAAAAAUCGAUCCAAAAGUAUGUAGUGAGGGCAUGCUAUGACUCAAAACUUGAACAAAGCAACAACGAAGUCUUGCACUCUGAGGGUGAAACCAGAAGAGUGCUUCGCCAUCUUUACACGUCAGUGGCAGUUGUUGUGCGCAUUGAACAAACUUCUGUGGAAAUGGAGGAAGUAGUUAUUCCGCCUGGAAAACAGUUACGCUACCGAUGUAAUGUUGAGGGCUGCCUCAAGAACAGAAGUUUCUCCAUGAUUUCUAUAAUGGAUCAUGUGGCAUUACAUUUCUCCCAGCUGAAAGGCUCCGAUCUCGUCUUUAAUUAUUACUGCAAACUAUGCGGAAUACGUUUUUUCUUGAAGGGAAUGUGCCUCGGAUGUAAAUGCAACGCGAGAGACGGAGGAGAGCAGUUCAUUUUGCUCAAACAUCGAGUCACUCUCGAAGACGUGAGACGAGAAGCGAGCUUUUUUUGGUUUGUGAAUAAAUGGAUAGUGCCGGUGUUCGACGACAUACCGGGUGCACCACCUGUGGCUGCUACAGUUACUGUGGAAACAACAGCGGGCGCGGACGAGAUUGAAGUAAUAGAGGAACAUGGACCAGCCUUUGAAGAGCGAAGAUUACCUCCAAAAAGCCGCCCACCUACACCGUUUCCGAAGAGGUCUACUUCAACACCACUAGGUCCAACACCUCAUCUACCCAGAACUGCUCUUCGCAACCUCGCAGAAAAAUCGCAUUCGUUCGCGCAAGAAAAAGACACCCAAGUGUUGAAUUCUGAAGGUGGAUUCCGUUCGGCAUCGCGGACACCAUUUCAUGCACAAAUUGAUGCUCAUGAAGAAGGACUACAGUUGCCCGCACUCUAUCGUGCUCCAGUGCUCAAGCAAAAUUCUAGCAAUACGUCGGCGAUGGACAUCGUUGAAGAUGGUGAAACCAGUGAAAACGACGAAAAUUCGCCGACAUGGAGUUUGCGUGCGGAAGUUCCUACAUCACCCGCCUCCUUCACUCCACCCACUGCGCAACCAUCUCCAUCCAGUGGGAUUCCACAGCAAAGAACACUGCAGGCAAUCGAAGAGGCAGCGGGAAAGCAGCUUAACCAGCCAUGCUCACUUGUAUGGGAGCCAGCUUCCAACGCAUCUUCGAGCGGCGUUACAGCUCCGCGUGUGACUUGCACUACCCAUGGCACACAAGCUCCUCCAUCGCUACCUUCUGCUCAGACUUCAUUUUCUUCUCUAGACAAUCAAGGACCCGCUGGCAGCGACUAUGUUCAACUGUUGAUUCCUCCGCCGCCUCCACCUCCCCCACCAUUGGAUCCAAAUAAGCUUUCUUCACAAUCUGAAUCUGAACACUCUCGACCUGUUGAUAAAUGUGAAAAGAACGCAAAAAGGCGUCUUGCAACAACGGCUCGUUUGUUCAGUAAGAAGAGCAGACAGGACGGUCUUUUGGAAGAAAAUCCAUCUCCUCCGCGCUUAAGCCCACUAUUGUCACGUAGUCGUGGAGAUAAUGGCUCAACCUCCCUCAGUAUAAAGUCAGGACCAAAAACACCACCUCAAGAGGCCCACAUCUCACUGGACGACUGCAUCGCAUCUGCAUCUGAGAAGGAGACAUCCGGGCCUCCAGCUCCAGAUAACGCACAUCAGAUCCCUGUUGCACCGCCUGGGUCUGGGGAGGCUACCCGCUCUACGAAUGCUCCAGUAGACGCAGUGUCGCGUAGGGCUUCUGUUGUCCAUAGCCAACCUCUCGGUAUCCCCUUGCCUCCUCCGCAAACGCUUGCUGCUGUCCCACCGACUCCGCGCGAUGAGGGGAGUGGUAUACUGAAUGGUAAUGGGGUUGAGGAGAUGGGUCAGACGCUGAACAAUCGAUUUAAUGUACCUCCUCCUCCAUUUCUACCUCCAUACUUUCCUCCACCAUUUCCACCACCACCGCCUUAUCCUUACAUGUUUCCAUUCGGCCAUUAUCAGCUCCCGCCGCCAUUUCCCAUGUUCAAUAACUGCGAGCCAGGACCGCCUCUUCAGUUUGGAAUGCCAUAUACGGUGCCGCCAGGAUAUGAAAUACCGCCGCCGGGCGUGCUGCCACCUAGGCUAAUACCAGUGCCGACACUGAGCGCGCCACCACCUGGGUUACCACUACCCGUACCUCCAGUCGUACCAACUACCACCCGCUGAAGUGCAUCUCCCCUACCGUAGCCAGAUCUAUGCGACUUUUAUCUCGAAGUAUCCCCUGUCUGGAUGGCGGUUACAUGGUCCAAUAUUAAUCGUGAAAUUUUGGUUUUUUGUCUAUCUGGCCCUGGUACUUGAGACGUAGUCUUUUAUGGAAGAGUGAGUGUUUCUUGCGUAGUACUUUGAAAAUAAUUGAGUUUUAUUUUGUUUUAAACGUAGAAAUAUGUAUCUAGUUCAUGUUACAUGCAAUAUGUUUAUCUCUGAAGUCUACCGAAUAUGAAUUUUGUGCUUUUUUGCCUCAAAAUAUU
Molecule: messenger RNA, 8729 nt
Organism: Cylicocyclus nassatus
Lineage: Eukaryota; Metazoa; Nematoda; Chromadorea; Rhabditida; Strongylidae
Source: the annotation of a GenBank genome assembly